AUGUCCUGCAGCACAACAGCCCUCGUCGUGCCCAAUGUAGAUGGCAAAUUCGAGCUGCGCGAGGUCUACCUUAACGCCAUUCAACCUGACGAAGUCCUCGUCGAGAUCCACGCCUCCGGCCUCUGCCACACUGACCUUUCCUGCGCCGAGGGCAUCCUCCCCUGCCGGCCGAAUGCCGUGCUCGGGCAUGAAGGCGCCGGCGUCGUUGUCUCAAUCGGUAGCGACGUAACCCAUGUCUCCCCUGGCGACUCCGUCCUCCUCUCUUUCUCCCACUGCGAGCGCUGCCCCCCCUGCAUCACAGGCCACCCCGCCUACUGCCACAGCUUCAAUGACCGCAAUUUUGGUGGCUCACGCGCCGACGGCACGCCUGCCAUGCUUUUGGAGCCUAACGACCCCUCGACAGGGAUCUUCAGCACAUUCUUCGGCCAAAGUUCCUUCGCCCGCCACACGCUCGUGCACCGCUCUAGUGUGGUCAAGGUCCCACAGGGGACUGAUCUCGCGUUGUACGCGCCGAUGGGUUGUGGUAUGCAAACAGGUGCUGGAGCCGUCUUGAAUGCGUUGGACGUCAAGCCCGGUAGUUCGGUCGCUGUGUUCGGUGUCGGGUCGGUGGGAAUGGCGGCGGUUAUGGCAGCGGCGAAAAUCCGUGGCGCGAGGACGGUUAUCGCCAUCGACCUGCAAGACUCGCGGCUGGAACUGGCGAAGAAGCUGGGCGCCACACACGGGGUUAAUGGUGGGGCGAAGGAUGUGGUUGAGCAGAUUCGAAAGAUCUGUCCUCCUGUUGGCGUGGAUUAUGCGGUGGAUUGCACGGGAGUACCGGCGGUGAUUAGGACGAUGAUUGACUGCUUGGGGACGAAGGGACGUGCGGCGACGGUGGGCGCUCCAGGGUUCGGGAAGUGUUUUAUUCCGUUCUUGAUGGAGGCGCACCGCAAGGGUCAGUUCCCGAUGGACGAGUUCAUAGCAUAUUACGACUUCAAGGAUUACGAGAAGGCGAUUGAGGAUAGAAGUCUGGCAAGGUUAUCAAGGCUGUGCUGA
Thermochaetoides thermophila DSM 1495 is the source of this 1032-nucleotide messenger RNA. RefSeq names its product alcohol dehydrogenase-like protein. Bases 1 to 1032 code for a protein of 343 amino acids. Gene Ontology annotation, molecular function: zinc ion binding; oxidoreductase activity. The transcript is spliced from 3 exons. The record is from RefSeq and is a predicted model, not a curated record. Lineage: Eukaryota; Fungi; Ascomycota; Sordariomycetes; Sordariales; Chaetomiaceae.